Molecule: messenger RNA, 1827 nt
Organism: Rotaria sp. Silwood2
Lineage: Eukaryota; Metazoa; Rotifera; Eurotatoria; Philodinida; Philodinidae
Source: the annotation of a GenBank genome assembly
AUGCGUGAACGUAUUCAAAUGACAAGUUCUAACCAUAAUCAUGAUUGGUUUUCUAUGCCAAUUACACCACUUAAUAAUCUAUAUUCAUCUUUACUUCUUCCACUUGUAUUUGCUAAAUUACGUACGGCAACAAUAAUUAUUGAUUAUGCAUAUCGUUCAUUUAAUGAAAGUCCAACAAUGAAUGAUUUAUUUGAAAAUGCCCAAAUACUUUUUCGUCAAUGUUUAACACUUAAUCAAUUAAUAGUCGAACGUUAUGUUAAUAUUGAUUAUGAAUGUCUUUUACAUUUAGCUCGUAUAAAUCGUUUACAAAAACGUACUACAUUAACAACAACAGCAGCAUCAAUAAUGCCAUUAAAAACAAUUGUACAACAAUUAUUAGAUGCUAUACGUCUUUGUUAUUUAAGUACAAAUGAUAGUCAAUUUAUUCAAACAUGUUAUUUUGAAUUAGCUAUUGUUUUACUUGAAUAUACACAAAUAUCAAGUGUAAAAGGAAGAAAAUCAUCAGCAAAAUCAUUACCAGUCAUUGAGUCAAGUGAACAACCAUCAACACCAUCAACAACUGAUCGACCAUCAAUAUUAAAACAACGACAAACAAAUGUACGUUCAAGUAUGGGUGUUGUUAGUGAUAGUGCACGACGUCAACAACAACAACAAUUAAAACAAGCAGCAGCUGUUGCUAUACGUGCAGCAACACAAUUAGCACUUAGUCAAAAAAAACGAGUACAAUUACCUGGUCUAGCUGAGGAAUUUUCUGAUACUAAUGAAUUACAUUGGCCACUAUAUAUAGCAGGUGAUAUAAUUGGUUAUUUUGUAUUUCCGGAACGUCGACGUGUUUAUAGAAGUGAAGCUGAACGAGAAAUUCUUACAUUAGCUCCACAUUUUGAAACAAAAAGUUUACCAGAAACAUUUGAUUCAAAACUUGAUCGUCUAAAUAUAGCUGCAACACAAGAUAUAACAUGGUUAAAUCUUUUAAAUUAUCAAAAUGCUGUUGCUAAACGUAUUGAUAAUCGUCAAUUACUUUCACUUGAUUGUGAUGCUGUUGGUCGUUCAAAUCUUUUCUUUUUACAUGUUUUUCCCCGUUUUAUUGGUGUUACACAAACAUUACAAUCCUUAUCACAUUAUUCAUCACAAUGUGUUGCUAUAUAUCCAUCAGAAAUUUAUACUCAACAUGUUUUACAAAUAACAUCAUUAUCAACAGAUAAAUUACCACAACGAGCAUCAAUAUCAUCAGCACGUACAUUACGUAGUGCACAAACAAGUGCAAGUGGAAUGAAUUUAAUUAAUGAUGAUGAUCUUGGGCAAUGUCCAAAUAUUAAUUUAAAUAUGAUUAAACGAGAAUUACCAGAUUAUCAACCAACAGCUAGUUUUAGUUUAGCAUGGUAUUCUUCGAAUACAUUACGAAUAAAUACAACAAAAAUACAAAAUCAACAAUUAUCACCUAUAUAUGGUUUUUAUACAACAGCUAAAGAUGAUGUUAUUAAUGUGGUUUCAAUAUCAUUAGAUCAACUACUUAAUAUAUAUAAAAAAUAUUUGCCUAUUGCUCAAGUUGCCGAAACUGAUCCAAAACAAAUUAAUCAAAGUCAAAUACAUUCGAUUUUACAAGAAUUAUUUAAUCUUUUAACUGGAGAAGUAACAGUGAAAGCAACUAAUGAUGAUGAAACUCUACCAAAAAUAAUACCUCGUUUAACUGAUUCAAAAGCAUAUGUUGAACUUGAAUGUUUUCUUAAUGCAAAAUUUGGAGCACAAACAAGUAAUACAAAUCUUCGUGAUUGGUUUAUUAAUACAUUAAAACAAUCUUCAAAUACACUUUUGUCAACUCAGGAUUAA